AUGUCAGAAUACCGUGAGAGGGGAAAAUGGGAAAACAAGACCGAGUUUAUACUAUCUUGCAUCGGCUAUGCUGUCGGUCUUGGAAAUGUGUGGAGAUUUCCUUAUCUUUGCUACAAAAAUGGAGGAGGUGCUUUCUUGGUUCCUUAUUGUAUCUGCCUACUUACUGGAGGAAUACCAGUCUUCUUAAUGGAGAUAGCCUUGGGUCAGUACUUCAGUCAGGGAGGAAUAACCGUGUGGGAUCUCUGUCCUCUCUUUAAAGGUAUCGGAUAUGGAACAUCUGUGAUCUGUUUCUUCCUCAAUACCUAUUAUAUUAUCGUUUUGAGCUGGACUGUUCUGUACCUGUUUCAUUCAUUUACGUCAGUGUUACCGUGGGUUUCGUGUAACAACGAAUGGAACACUGAGAACUGUUGGAAUGGAACACCUAAUCCAACUUCUUCCAACGUGUCUGUUCCUGCUAUUGUUCUUCAACAAAACACCCACACAACUGAUGGAACACGCAAAACAGUGGACGCAGUUGUGGAGUUCUGGGAACGAAAGAUUCUGAAAAUCUCAAAUGGCAUUGAUGAGCCGGGAACUAUAAAGUGGGACUUGGCUCUGUGUCUUUUGUUGGUGUGGAUUCUCUGCUAUUUUUGCAUAUGGAAAAGUGUAAAAUCUACAGGAAAGGUGGCGUACUUCACAGCAUUGUUUCCUUACGUUAUGCUGACAAUACUAUUUAUUAGAGGAGUUACCCUUCCUGGUGCUAAGGAGGGAAUAAUUUAUUUUCUGUAUCCUGACUUCUCUCGCUUGUUGGAUGGAGAGGUUUGGAUUGACGCUGGGACACAGAUUUUUUUCUCCUUCGGCAUUUCUUUGGGGAGUAUGAUAGCCCUUGGCAGUUACAACAGCUUUCACAACAACUUUUACAAGCAAUGCAUUGUAAUUGCUUUGUGCAACAGCUGUACAAGUAUUUAUGCUGGUUUUGCCAUAUUCUCUGUCGUGGGUUUCAUGGCAAAUCAACAAGGAAAACAAAUUCAAGAAAUAGCUGAGUCAGGUCCAGGUUUGGUGUUUAUUGCCUAUCCUAAAGCCGUAACAGAAAUGCCCUUGUCACCUCUGUGGGCCAUUCUGUUCUUUUUCAUGAUCCUCGUCUUAGGUCUGAAUAGUCAGUUUGUAGCCGUGGAAGGAGUUAUUACAGCUAUGGUGGACGUAUUCCCUCACAUCUUUAGAAGAGGAUAUAGAAGAGAAUAUUUCAUCGCAGUUGUUUGCUUGAUUUUGUUUCUUCUUGGAUUAUCGAUGGUUUCAGAGGGUGGAAUGUAUGUCUUCCAGCUGAUGGACUAUUACAGCGCUAGUGGGAUUACGUUAUUAUGGUUCUCUUUCUUUGAAACUGUUGUAGUGACAAGGAUCUAUGGGGUGGAUCGUUUCUAUGGCAAUAUUGAGGAGAUGCUUGGAUACCGUAUAAACCCAUGGCUGAGCUGGUGCUGGCUGUACUUUACUCCGUUAACUACAGCUGCUAUCUUUGUCUUCAGCAUUGUCACGUACGACCCUCUGACCUAUAACGUUUACUACCAGUAUCCAAAAUGGGCUAUUGCUAUUGGUUGGCUUCUUGCACUUACAUCAAUGGUGUGUAUACCGUCUUACGCCAUUUUUAAAUUCUUCUCCACUCCAGGAACGUUUCUACAGCGGUGGAAUUUCUUGACAACUUCAACUCUGAGUUCCAGUAAGACUGAAGAUAAACAAGAAACUACUUUAAACACUACUGAUGCUGCUUCCUCAUUUGUACUGCCAACAAAUCUAUCAGGAAUAGAUCCACCAGCUGACUGUUCUGAAGUAGUUGGUUAUAAAACAACAUUACCACAUUAA
Messenger RNA from Limulus polyphemus (Atlantic horseshoe crab), 1833 nucleotides. RefSeq names its product sodium- and chloride-dependent GABA transporter 2-like. Bases 1 to 1833 code for a protein of 610 amino acids. Lineage: Eukaryota; Metazoa; Arthropoda; Merostomata; Xiphosura; Limulidae. The record is from RefSeq and is a predicted model, not a curated record. The transcript has 13 exons. Gene Ontology annotation, cellular component: membrane. Gene Ontology annotation, biological process: sodium ion transmembrane transport.